AUGACUAAGCCUCGUCCGUGUGGUUGCAAGGGCUGUCGAACAUGUUUGAUUUGCGAAACACAAUAUGGAGCCGACAAUUUUAAGUUAACAUUGGAAUUAGACAAAAAUAAAAGUUAUGUUUACUGCCCAUUGUGCAAUAAAGCUUGGCAAGGUUGGGAUGUAGACUCGUACAAGGAACAUCCUAAUCACUCGGGAAAUGCUUUAGACUAUCCAGGAGUAUACAUCCAGUUGGAUUUUCUAUCUGAAAAUGAGGAAACAGAACUGAUGAAGAAUAUUGAUGAUAUGCCUUGGGAUACGUCACAAAGUGGCAGAAGGAAGCAAAACUUUGGUCCAAAGACUAAUUUUAAAAAGAAAAAAAUUGUCCUUGGACAAUUUAAUGGAUUUCCCGAAUUCUCUGAAUAUUUACAGAAGAGAUUUGAAACAGUUGAUUGUUUGAAAAAUUAUGAAGUUAUAGAACAAUGUUCUUUAGAAUAUGAUCCAAGUAAAGGAGCGUCGAUUGACCCUCACAUAGAUGAUUGUUGGAUUUGGGGUGAAAGAAUAGUCACAGUUAAUUGUUUAAGUGAUUCUGUUCUUACAAUGAUGCCCUACAAGGGUGAUGUAAAAAAAUAUAAUUUAGAGAGUGCUGAGGAAUUUAAAGCGAUUGUUAGUAAAGAUGGAGAGUUUAUUAUGAACAGUGAUCGAGAUGGACUUUCCGCAUUUCAAGCGAGUAGACCACUUAUCGAUAAAGACGAGAUAGUUAGAAUACCAAUGCCGAGGAGGUCAUUAUUAGUACUUUAUGGAGAGGCCCGUUACCACUGGGAGCAUUGUGUCCUCCGUGAAGACAUCUUAUCACGAAGAGUGUGCAUAGCUUACAGAGAGUUCACACCCCCUUUUUUACCUAAUGGCAAGCAUCAAGAAAUUGGUGAUAUCAUUAGGAGUGAGGCUAAAAUAUUUUGGAACCAUAAGGAAAGGCUUCGGAAAGUAGAAUGUUAA
This is a messenger RNA of Arctia plantaginis, 972 nucleotides long. The record is from the annotation of a GenBank genome assembly. Lineage: Eukaryota; Metazoa; Arthropoda; Insecta; Lepidoptera; Erebidae.